Erigeron canadensis is the source of this 1475-nucleotide messenger RNA. RefSeq names its product SKP1-interacting partner 15. Bases 177 to 1289 code for a protein of 370 amino acids. Lineage: Eukaryota; Viridiplantae; Streptophyta; Magnoliopsida; Asterales; Asteraceae. The transcript has a single exon. Gene Ontology annotation, molecular function: protein binding. The record is from RefSeq and is a predicted model, not a curated record.
GAUGGCUAAACCCAUACCCAGUCUCCAUUUCCUUUCCUUUCAUACACACAUCGCGUAACUAAGUCGUCAACUCAAACCCACCGUCGUCACCACCACCACCUCCGCCGUCAAUCAUCACUCACGAUUGACCGACGAUCCAAUCCAUCAUAUUUCACGAUCUAAAACACGAUCUACAAAUGGAAAACAUAUUUUCAAAUCUCCCACAAGACAUAAUCCACCAGAUCUUCACCCGUCUUCCCCUCCGUCAAGUCCUCAUCUGCCGUUCCGUCGCUAGAAACCUCCACACUCUCUUAUCUUCCAAUUCCUUCACCACCCUUUUCUCCGCCACCUCACCUUUCCCUUUACUCGCCCUCCGCCCUCCCCACCGCCACAAUUCACUCUUUCCUUCCCCUUCCCUCCAUCUCUUCGAUCCCUCUUCUGAUAACAAUAAUAUUUGGCUUCAUUUUUCAUUGUCUUUCCUUCCUUUUCCUUCUCCUCAUCCUAUAGCUUCUUCUAAUGGUAUUUUAUAUUUAUGGGCUGAUUCCCCUUUUUCAGAUUGUAAUAAAGUGUUAAUUGCUUGUAACCCGUUAACCCGAAUACAUAAAGUUUUGCCCCAGCUGGGUUCGGCUUGGUCGCGACACGGGUCUGUUUUGGUUGAUUCGGGUUGUAAUAGGGUCAUUGUGUUGAAUGAGUUAGCUGCACUUUGUUAUUCGGGUGGGACGGAUUCUUGGCUAAAGUUUUCGUCGAAUUUGCCUAGUAAACCUAGGAGUCCAAUUAUUAUAGGUGAUUCGGUUCUUGCAUUGUGUGAUGUUGGGACGCCGUGGCGAAGUCAAUGGAAACUGUUUAUAUGUGGUUUGAAUAAUUUAAAGAGUUCUCAACAAUGGGUGACUCUUGAGAAGCCAGAAUGGAGGGAUGUUUUCGAUAUAUUGAAACGGCCGAGGUUAUUGAAGGGUUUAGGGAAUGUGGUUUUAAUGAUUGGUGGGUUGAAAUCGUCAUUUUCACUUAACGCUUCAUGCUCCACGAUUUUGAUAUUGAAGUUGGAUUUGUCUAGUUUUGAAUGGGGUGAAGCCGGUAGAAUGCCUCUUGAGAUGUUCAAGUGUUUUCAAGAAUCGAGUAAAUUUAAGGUGUUUGGUGGUGGGAGUAGGGUUUGUUUCUCGGCUAAGAGGAUCGGGAGAUUGGCGUUGUGGGAAUCGAAUGAAAUUAGUGGGAAUGGUAAGGAAGAAUGGAAAUGGAUUGAUGGUGUUCCGGGCAAUGGAGAUGGGUUGUAUCGUGGGUUCUUGUUUGAUGCGAGGCUUGAUUCAUCGCCUUGAAGGUCUGUUUUUGUUUUAUGUUUUUUGGUUUAUUUCAAAGGUUUGAGGUUAUUGACUUGUUGAAUAAUACUACUCCUUAUAUCAUUUGUGUUUGCAGUUGUAUUAGCGUCAAUAGCGAUGCCAAUUUGCUUUGUUUGUAUUACAUUUUGUUCCUUUUUGAUGCAUAAAUAGAUCUAAUUUGGACUU